Molecule: messenger RNA, 4626 nt
Organism: Aureobasidium subglaciale EXF-2481
Lineage: Eukaryota; Fungi; Ascomycota; Dothideomycetes; Dothideales; Saccotheciaceae
Exons: 3
Coding region: 1-4626 (1541 amino acids)
Biological process (GO): regulation of cell shape
Molecular function (GO): protein binding
Source: RefSeq, a predicted model, not a curated record
AUGUCGUUUCUGUUCAAGUCGUCCAAGAAGCAACAGGCCUCUGCUCUGCCUGCUGCUUCGCGCAAUCUCAAGUCCUCGGACGGCACCGCUUCCCCCUCCAACAUUCCCUCCGGCCCUGGACAUGCGCGAGACGGCUCCGGUGGCAGCCCGAGGGAAAAGUCUCAGCAAACCCCUACACCCGGCACCAGCGUCAAUUCGCUCACCUCCCUCGGCGAAAAGCUGCAAGACAGUCCCCAAUGGUCGUCCGAGAAGCCUUCCAUAACACCCAGUCCUGAACAAAAGGCUCUGCGCGACCGUGCCGACAGCGAUCUGCAGCAUUCCCGCAUGCGCCCUCACCAAGAUCCUUCGCCGUACCCUUGGUCUCAGCGACACUUGAACUUCACCGUCCCUACAAACCAUCCUUUUCCUCGCUAUGGCGCUGCUGCCAAUUCGCUCUCUUCCAAGGACGGCUCCAUUUACAUCAUGGGAGGUCUGAUCCAUGGUUCAACUGUCAAGGGCGAUCUCUGGAUGAUUGAAUCUGCCCCCAACAAUCUCAGUUGCUAUCCCGUCGCGACCACUUCCGAAGGCCCAGGCCCAAGAGUUGGACAUGCUGCACUGCUGGUAGGAAAUGCCUUCAUUGUCUUCGGAGGAGACACCAAGACAGAUGAGACAGACAUGCUAGACGAUACCCUCUACUUGCUCAAUACAUCCACGAAGCAAUGGUCGAGAGCUGCUCCGGCGGGCCCUCGUCCUCCAGGUCGUUACGGUCACUCGCUGAACAUCAUUGGCUCCAAAAUAUACAUCUUCGGAGGUCAGGUUGAAGGCUUCUUCUUCAAUGACCUUGUCACCUUUGAUUUGAAUGCACUGCAACAAGCCAGUAACAGGUGGGAGACACUGAUUCAGAAUACCAUCGACGGAGGCCCCCCACAUGGACAGAUCCCGCCAGCACGUACAAACCACUCCGUGGUGACGUGGAACGAGAAGCUAUACUUGUUUGGUGGAACAGACGGAGUUACUUGGUUCAGCGAUGUCUGGGCAUACGAUCCACGAACCAAUUCCUGGUCGCAGCUUGAGUGUAUCGGAUAUAUUCCAGUGGCUCGUGAGGGACACGCAGCUGCGUUGGUCGGGGAUGUCAUGUAUGUCUUCGGAGGUCGUACUGAAGAAGGUAACGAUCUAGGCGACCUUGCGGCUUUUCGCAUCACAACUCGGCGUUGGUAUACUUUCCAGAACAUGGGUCCAUCUCCUUCGCCUCGUUCUGGUCACAGCAUGACUGCCUUCGGAAAACACAUUGUCGUCACAGGUGGUGAACCCAGCUCUGCACCGCGCGAUGCUGCCGAACUUAGUCUGGCGUACUACCUGGAUACCAGCAAGAUAAGAUAUCCCAACGAUUCUCAAUCGCAAAUGCCUGCCGAUCAGCGCAUACAAGGUCAUAGGCGACCAAGUGGUGACAGGACAGGGAUUCCGCAGAGUCGUGGCCCUCCUCGUGAGCAACCCGAUUAUGAUGGUCCUCGUCGACCUGGUAGAGAUAGCGCGAUACCAGUCAGUCGAGCACCUGAGCCCAUGGCAGUGGGCUCGAGGCUGCCUCGCGCGGCGGGUCCGCCAGGACCACCGGGUGCAUCACCACAACUGAAUUCUAAGCCUACAACACCGCCAAGUCGCCAACCAACCAGACCAGAGCGUGCACUUAGUCCAAACCAAGCUAGCACUUCACCCACCGUUGUUACGCGCAUGGCUCCUGGACCUUUCCACAGCGACUCGUUUGGCGCAAGGACAAUGUCACCAGUAACGGCCACUGCUACGAUGGCAACCUCAGCAAACAACAACAAUGACAACAAUCAUCUACGGAACGCAGAGGAGGAACAAAACAGAACACCACAAACAUACAAGCCAACCCACCAACCCGUUUCAUCUAUUGACCAAACCUUCUCUCCCCCAUCUCGCACCAGCUCAAGAACGGCAGGACCACAACAAGCUUCCGAGAGCGUUGAAGAAGUACCGGAGCAGCCAAUGCAUCGCGCUCAUCCAUCACUCCAACAAGUGGACUCGCAAGAAGUGUUAGAUAAGGUCCGCCCAGAAGCACAGGCAGAAAGUCCAAUCAACAGUGCAAUGGACCAAGCUCUUACAUCUGACAACGCUGCCAACAGCUCGAGCAAAGAGCUGGAGACCGAGAAGACAAAGAACGCUUGGUUCGCAUCAGAGCUUGCGUUGGCAAGAAAAGCAGGCUACUCAAGGAGUACAACCAAUACCCCGGCCCUCGACGAGCGCUCCACUGAUGCAUUCGGCGAUGACGAUAAACCGCUUGUGGAAGCCUUGCUCCGUAUGCGCGCAGAACUGGUCAACGUACAAAACUCAAUCGAGAGCCAAGCAGAAGCUGCGGCUACUCGCAUCGCCGAGAUAGAGAGACAGAGAGAUAACGCCAUCAGCGAAGCCGUUUUUGCCAAAGCAAAGCUCGCUGGCCAAGGCGGCGCUUCUCCUCUAAUUGACUCGAGCCGACGCGGUACGCCCGAUGCCGAUCGUGUUGGUGACAUGAACAGACGACUUGCAUCCUCACUCGCCGCUCAAACAGAACUGUCCCGUAAAAUCGACAGUCUGAUACACGAGAAGGAGGCCGAGAAGCAAGCUCGACUCUCGGCAGAGGAGAGCGCAGAAUCUGCUCAACAACGUGUCUCUGAACUCAACACAGACAGGCAACGCAUUUCUUCCGAGAUGGAGUCGCUGCGCGCUGAACUGCACGUAGCUCAAAAGACUGCCAGAGAAGCAUCUGCCAACCAUGCUGAGUCGCUCGCCUCUCACAAGCUUCUGACCGUCGACAAGUCCGAACUUACCACUAAGCUAGAGAAUGCUCUCGCAGAAUCGGCGGAACAUGGGACGAUUCUGGGUUCCUUACGCGAAGCACUUGCAGCUUCCACUGACAAAUCAACUCUUCUGGAGGAUCGUCUCGAAGAGGAGAGAAGAGGGCGGAACGAGCUCGAACAGCAAGUCUCGCAACUACGUUCACAACAUGAGGAGCGUGCUGUAGAGCUCGAGACUACAAGCAGACGUCUCAGAGAUGCGGAGGGUCUCGCAGAGAAACACGCGGCCGAAGCACGUACUCAUCGCCAAGCUGUUCUUGAUGGUCUUAAUAAGAUCUCGACUCGUGGCUCAGAUACGCGUGGUAUCGUCGACGAGCGAGUCUCUAUUCUCCAGGAACAGGUUGAAACCGCAAAUACCAUGGCCAAAGAGAAUCAAGCUGCGGCUGAUGUUGCCUCUGAGAAACUGCGACGUGCCGAGGAGCGCAUCGCUGGACUUGAGUCUUAUCAGGAACAAGCUAGCCGGGAAGGUCUGACCAUCCGAAAGCAACUACAGAAUGCACUCAGAGAGGCUAGGGCCUUGACUGAGGAGCGAGCCGAGCUUCAGCAGCAAUUGCAGAGCCAACAGCUCGAGACAAAUGCAAUCGCUGUGCAGCACGGUGCGCUCAAAGACAUCUUGUCUGAACGCGGUGUCAACCCUGUCGAUGUACGCAAGUCUCGAGGCUUUGACUCGCCUUCUUCACAAAUCAGAUUCGGCACACCCGACAUUCAACGUGUGAAGGAGCUAGAACAGCAACUGGAAGCCAACUUUAGAGCGCACGAAGACAUGAAGACAAGUCUUGAGGAGAUGCAGGACCGUGAGGGUCUUACCAGGAAAGAGUAUGAGGAGAAACUUGCGACGCUUCACAACGAUCAUCAGGCCGCAGUGAAGUAUCUCCGUGGCACAGAGAAGAUGCUGAGUAAGAUGAAGCAAGAAUUGCAGCGUGUCAAGAACCAGGCCGCCGAUUAUGCCAAAGAGAUCGAGACGAUGCGCUCGAAGGAAAACGACACUCGCAGUCUGGAUCACGAGUCCGGUACAAACUCACACAGCGAAAGCAAUGUCCUCCGCAGUGAUCUUGAGAGUAUGAAGACUGACCUGGAAACACAAAUCUCGAGCCUGCACCGUCAACUUGGAGAAAGAGAAACCGACCUCACCUCUCUGCGCAACUCGCAUGAAGCCACGCAAACCAACUUUACAGCGCUUCAAUCGACCCAUGAAGCUUCACGAGCAGAUCUCGAGCGCUUGCAGAGAGAGAACGCGCAUCUGGAAGAGCGGGCUCGGGAUGCCGAGAACAAGGUGCAGCUUCUUCUUGAUCAAGUCGAAUCGUCUGUCGACAACUAUCGCCGCCAAUCCACACUGCCGAACAGCAACGCCAAUGGGGUCGGACACCACAGAGCGCUGAGCAACGUGAGUGCUAGCACCGCCCAUUUCAUACCCGCACACUCAGGGGGCCAUUCGCGCGGUGAAUCCAUGGGAGGUGAUAGCAUCUACUCUCAGAGUGUCGCGGCUUCAGAGAGCGGUGAGAAUGAGGCACCUGACGGGCGCGAUAGCCUCGCACUUGACAACCUGGCAACGGAGCUGGACGCUCUGCGCACGCAGUGGGAGACGACUAACAAAUCGUACCGUAUCAGCGAUCUUGAGUUUGAGAAGACACCAACGUCUGGCACAGCACCUGCCGAGUUCGGGCUGGACAACUGGAGGCGUGGUCUGGAAGUCGGUGAUGAGGACGACGAGAGGCCGAGCACCUCAAGCUCAACUGCUCAACCCAUGACCUCGUCGAAUUUGGCUGCACACUCCUCGGGCAAGGAACGAGUAUGA